Molecule: messenger RNA, 1087 nt
Organism: Aspergillus costaricaensis CBS 115574
Lineage: Eukaryota; Fungi; Ascomycota; Eurotiomycetes; Eurotiales; Aspergillaceae
Exons: 3
Coding region: 307-867 (186 amino acids)
Source: RefSeq, a predicted model, not a curated record
CCUAAUUUGGUGCCAGGCGCGGUGAAUCCCAGCAUAUCGCCUGAUACGCUUGGGCAACUUUCCCCCGGUCCAUUGUUUUCGCCUCGCCAUCCUUGGCCCCGUUAUUUACAGCCCGUCUUUUUUCCCUUUCAUAACCUCGUCUGCCCUUUCCCCCUCUUCCUUUAGGUUUCUUUCUUCCUCUUCUCUUCUUCCUUUCCUCCCUUACAGUCCUUCGUUUCGUGCUACUCUGUCGCGCUCGUUUCGCUACUUACUUCUACACUUCAGUCAAUCUCAAACGUCUGUCGUUUCCUCGAUCCAUUCGUCAAGAUGAAGUUCAACAGCGCUAUCGCUCUCUCCUCCCUCCUGGCUCUGGCCGUCGCCCAGGACUCUUCCUCCACUACCAGUGCCGCGACGACCACUGCUAGCUUGUCUCCUCAGGCUUCCUGCGCUGCCAAGUGCGCUGAAACCGAGAUCUGCUGCAUCGCCAACUGCUACAGCGUGCCCUGCCCCGACAACGCCCAAGCCAACGACACCACCAGCUGCGUUGCCGCCUGUCCCCAGGGUUCCGGCUCCCCCAGCGACCAGAAAGCCUACGCCAGUUGCCAGAGCAGCUGCUACAGCAGCUACUUCUUCCCCGCCAGUGCCACGGGGGCGUCGGGCUCUUCCGCUACCACUGCCGGCUCCAACGACGCCAGCACCACCAAGAGCGGAAGCUCCUCUUCGUCGACCGGCUCUGGCUCCGACUCCAAGUCUGGCUCCUCCGGAACUAGCACCGCGACUGGUGCUCAUGCCAGCAGCACCGAGAACGCCGCUGCUAUCACGCAGCUCAAGCUGGGCGUUUCCGCAGCCGGUGUUCUUGGCUUCGUCUUGGCUGCUUGGGCUCUGUAAAUGAGCUGAACGCUAUACCUUGAUCGAUGAUUACAGUAUGAAGGGGAAAAGGGAAGGGGGGAAGCUAUCUGUCUACUUGCACACUUAAUCCAGCGCUUUGUGUUAAUAUGAUUGAUUGAUUACGGGAAACUAAGGAAAUUAGCUAAUAUGGGAACUUGUCACUACUACCACUGCCUGUUUAUCUUAUAUCACUCGUGGAUUAAUAAUUAACUUGAUUGCU